Molecule: messenger RNA, 2408 nt
Organism: Gavia stellata (red-throated loon)
Lineage: Eukaryota; Metazoa; Chordata; Aves; Gaviiformes; Gaviidae
Gene: ETNK1
Product: ethanolamine kinase 1
Exons: 8
Coding region: 1-1092 (363 amino acids)
Biological process (GO): phosphatidylethanolamine biosynthetic process
Cellular component (GO): cytoplasm
Molecular function (GO): ethanolamine kinase activity
Source: RefSeq, a predicted model, not a curated record
AUGUCCAACUACAUCCACGUCCCGCCCGGCUCCCCGGAGGUGCCCAAGCUGGACAUCACUGUCAGCGAGCGGGAGGGGCCCGGCUACCGCCAGGGCGCCCUGCAGCUCCUGCGCCGCCUGCGGCCCCACUGGAGACCCGAGGAGGUGACGCUGCAGCUGUUCACUGAUGGAAUCACCAAUAAACUAAUUGGCUGCUACGUGGGUGACAUAACAGAUGAUGUGGUUCUAGUUAGGAUAUAUGGAAAUAAGACUGAGCUCCUAGUAGAUCGAGAUGAGGAAGUGAAGAGUUUCCGCGUGUUGCAGGCUCAUGGCUGUGCACCUCAACUAUACUGUACUUUCAAUAAUGGCCUGUGCUACGAGUUCAUGCAGGGAGAAGCACUGGAUCCAGAGCAUGUAUGCAAUCCAGAUAUUUUCAAACUCAUUGCCAGACAGCUUGCCAAAAUCCAUACUAUUCAUGCACACAAUGGAUGGAUCCCUAAAUCUAAUCUGUGGCUGAAGAUGGGGAAAUACUUCUCUCUCAUACCCACAGAAUUUACAGAUGAGGAAGUAAAUAAAAGGUUUUUAAGUGACAUUCCAAGUCCUCAAGUUCUUCAGGAAGAGAUGGCCUGGAUGAAGGAAAGACUGUCAAAUUUAGGCUCACCAGUGGUACUCUGUCACAAUGACCUGUUGUGUAAGAAUAUUAUUUACAACAAGAAACGAGGUGAUGUGCAGUUCAUAGACUAUGAGUACUCUGGAUACAACUACCUGGCUUAUGACAUUGGAAAUCACUUCAAUGAAUUUGCAGGAGUAAAUGAGGUAGACUACAGCCUUUAUCCUAACAGAAAAUUACAGGAACAAUGGCUGAGAUCUUACCUUGAGGCCUACAAAGAAUAUAAAGGAUUUGGCACAGAAGUCAGUGAAAAAGAAGUUGAAGUUCUAUAUGUCCAAGUCAAUCAGUUUGCACUGGCUUCCCACUUCUUUUGGGGAUUGUGGGCUCUAAUUCAAGCCAAAUAUUCCACCAUUGACUUUGAUUUUCUAGGGUAUGCAAUUGUUCGGUUUAAUCAGUAUUUCAAAAUGAAGCUGGAGGUCAUGACAUUAACUCUUCCUGAGUAAUGAAGAGAAAGAAACUUACCAAGUGGAUAGACAACCUCUGAAUCUUUUCUGAGAACAGAUACUGCAAAAAAAGCUAAUCAUUUGUUGAAGUUCCGUAAUGCUCACUUGGUGGUUCUUGCUUUAUAAAUAAUGCCUCUAAACAGUCCUUCAAUGUUAAAUUUAAUAUGAAUAGCAUAUGUACUGCUGUUGAUACAAAAUGGAUUAGAAACUUGCUAAAUCUAUAAAAAGUUGUAGAAAUGGCAAUUUAAUCCUUCUUUGUAAUUUAACAUAUGUUGUAUGUGAAUUAUUUAUUAUAAGUUUAACAUGAUUCCAUUGCUGCUUUCAUUGGUUUUUGUAAAAGUUGGGUGCAGACAGUGAAGUUUUUCCAAAGGAUUCGUUUAACAAAUUAUUUUAUUGAAGUUGCAUUAACUUAUAUUAAAGAAAACAUGGUCAGAGAAUAUUAACCUUUUAGAUGUAUACAAGCAAAAUAUGAGCGAUAAUAGACUUGUGAGAUCACCAGUGUGCUGUAACUAGGGAAAAAGGUUAGGGUGAUCUUUAUUUUUUCCCCUCUUUUUUUAAAAAAGAAAAAGGUAGCUUUCCAAAUGAUGGUAUUUUUCUUUUUUAUAAGAAUCAACCAGCUUGCUGAAAUGAUAAAUAACAUUUUAAUUUUUCAUUCUUGAUGCGUUAAGCUGUAGAAAUGUGAAAGUUCCGUGGCCAUCAGAUUCUUUGAGGGUAUGUACCAUCAUAGUGUUAGAUGGACAAUGUACCAUCUAACUUGUGUGGGAAAGCUGCUUGUUUAUGUGUACUUUUAAAGAAAAAGACCACUAUUACAAAUCUAUAUUCCUUUUUGAAACUUGAUUCUAAAUUUGAACACUAUUCUGGUGUCUAUAUUUGAUGUGCUUCAGCAGUAUCUUAACAGAAUGGACUAUUGAAUUGAAGAUUAGUGAACAGAGAUCCUGUUGCACUGGGAAGCAAGACACUUCGGUUUACAGUUUGUGUAUUGUUGACAUCUUUCUGCUUUGUCAUCUUCUAACAUUGGAUUCUAGUCUUAAAUGCUUGGUCCUGUAGUUGCAGAUUCUGGUAUGCCUGUUUUUAGUUUGGGGUUUUUGGUUUUGGUUUUUUUUCUGUGGCAACAAAUUACUUUUCAAAGUCUCCAGUUUGAAGGAUAAUACGGAAAAGUAUAUGACUUGAACAAUGGGGCUUUGAUCAUCAGACAUGUUUUCUUACUUCUUAAAGCUAUUAUACCAAGAAUGGUCUGGAUUACAAAAUGUGAAUUGAACAGAAAAUGUUUACUUAACAAAACAAUGUAUAAGUUUGAGUGGAAAAGAGGCUUUAAA